Molecule: messenger RNA, 1302 nt
Organism: Microthlaspi erraticum
Lineage: Eukaryota; Viridiplantae; Streptophyta; Magnoliopsida; Brassicales; Brassicaceae
Source: the annotation of a GenBank genome assembly
AUGUCUUCAAGUAUGUUUUACACUGAUCUUGUGUCUGAAAGGAAAGCAAACGAUGAACAAGAGAGGAGUAGUCGCGUUUUGUCCUACAAACCUGGAAAAGAUAGGAUAAGCUCAUUACCGGAUCAUCUUCUUUGUCAGAUACUCUCUCUUCUCCCUACAAAGAAAGCUGUAGGGACAAGCGUUUUGUCCAAGAGAUGGCAAAGUCUAUGGCUUUCUGUUCCUCUCGUAGAUUUAAACAUUUCUGAUCUUUUUAUUCAUCAUGAAAAGGACAUGGUGAGUUUUGUCCAUGGGUUUCUAGAUCAUGUCUCUAAGGAGUCGUCAUGGUUACUCAAGCUCAAACUUUCUGUCAGCGUAAACAAUGAGAUUGAUCAGUCUUGCGUGACUUCUUGGAUCGACUGUGCAGUUUUGCAUAAAGUUCAACAUUUGGAUAUCAAUCGCCAUCGUUUUUAUCCUUUUGUUCCGGACCUAUUGAUUCCCCUAAGCCUUUACACCUGUGAGACUCUGGUGUGCUUGAAACUCACCGCUGUAUCAUUUCCAGGUUUCGAGCAUGUUUCUCUACCUCGUCUCAAGAUCAUGCAUUUAGAAUACAAUAGAUACUCUAGUGACGCUCUUCUAGAGAGGCUUGUCUCGUCUUGUCCACUUCUUGAAGAUUUAAAAGUUGCUAGAUAUGUGGAGACAGAUUCCUACACCGUUACGGUUUUACGAGUGCGUUCUCAGUCAUUAAAGAGUCUCGCGCUUGUUCUCAGUGGUCACGAUCCCUGGUGCGAGGAUGACUGGGAGGUUGUGAUGGAUGCUCCUAGACUCGACUAUUUGCGUCUUAAAGAUGAACAGUCGGGAAGUUUCUUAAUAAGCAAUUUGAGGUCCUCUGUCAAGGUAGAUAUUGACGUCAGUGGUAUUGUUUCUUCAAAUUCAGAUGUGAUGAGGAAAUUCUUCACAGUGCUCUCCAACGUAAGGGACAUGACUUUAAGUAGAGCAACUUCGGUGGAGCUUGGGGAAUUCAAGAAGAAGGAGCAACUUCUUCUCUCAUUAUCAUCGGUUCCAACAUGUUUGAGAUCGUCUCUGGAGUAUGUUGAGAUAAAAACAGCUAUAAGAGGAGCUGAUGCGGAAAUGAAACUAGUCAAGUACUUGCUAGAGAACUCGGCAGUGCUCAAGAAGUUUUGGCUGCGUUUGAGUUGUAGGAGUUUGCAAGAAGAGUCUGUCACCUUUAUACAACUCAUGAGAUUCAGGAGAUGCUCUGCUUCUUGUGAAGUUGUUGUUGAACUUGAAGGUGCUUAUCCAACUAUGAUACAAACCUUUUGGUAG